GUUUUCCAUUUUCGGGUCGAACGCUUCGUGAGUACGCUUGCUGUUUAAGUGCGCGUCGCGUUUUCCGCCGAUUUUCCGAUUUUCGCGUGUGCGCGAACAGCAACAACAAAAACAACACCACAAUACUGGCCGAAAACCAAUAAAAUACUAUAUUUAAGUUGUUCUUCUUCGUUUUCGGAUACCCAUUUAAAGUUUAGUGUGCAAUAAAUAACAAAUAAUAUAACCACCAGUAAUAAACAAAAAACAUUUACCAACGCAAUGGAGCGUUGCAGCAACAACAACUGCAGCAGCUAGAGUAGCUGUGGAUCGGAAGAAACAGAGCUGCAAUAAUAGCAAAACUUAUUUUUGCUAAAGGAAAUCGGAAGUAGAUAUUAAACCCACCCAAAGAAGAGGAAAAAACAGCUGGAACAUAAAAUAUACACAUAAAAAAUUGGCAAAAUGAGACGAAAAACUGCCAUGAAAGAGACGGCAAUAGCCGAUAGCAGGAGUGCGAGGAGCGCAGCGCUAAAUAUUUGGAACUUUUUUCUUAUCGCUCUUGUAGCGCUCAGUUCCACGAUUCUGGCCGAUGAAUCGAUUGACACACGAGAGAACGCCGACUUAACCCUCAAGUGCCGGUUUAAUGACAAGUACGAGUCGAACGACUUCUCCUUUUUCUGGACCCGCUGGACGGCGAAUCCCGCCCAGUUCGAUAACGUGGCCAUCGGCGAUGUGCAAUUGAGUUCUGGCUAUAGACUCGACUUUCAACCGGAGCGCGGCAUUUACGAUCUGCAGAUCAAGAAUGUGUCCUACAACCGAGACAAUGGACGCUUCGAGUGCCGCAUCAAGGCCAAGGGAACGGGAGCCGAUGUCCAUCAGGAGUUCCACAAUCUCACAGUCCUCACACCACCCCAUCCACCCGUGAUCUCGCCCGGUAAUAUAGCCGUGGCCACCGAAGACAAGCCCAUGGAGCUAACGUGCAGCAGCAUCGGCGGUUCCCCCGAUCCCACCAUAACUUGGUAUCGCGAGGGUUCCAAUUCCCCCCUGCCCGCCACUGUUCUGAAGGGCGGAACUAAGGAUCAGCCCACCAAUGCCACCCUAUCCAUUAUCCCGCGAAGGGAGGACGAUGGUGCGAAGUACAAGUGUGUAGUCAGAAAUCGUGCCAUGAACGAGGGAAAACGAUUGGAGGCCACUGCCACUUUGAAUGUAAACUAUUACCCCCGAGUGGAGGUUGGACCCGAGAAUCCUUUGCGGGUGGAACGUGACCGGACUGCCAAACUGGAGUGUAACGUUGAUGCCAAGCCCAAGGUCCCCAACGUCCGUUGGAACCGCAAUGGUCGGUUCAUCAGCUCCUCAUUAGUUCACACGAUCCAUCGGGUGAGUGUCCAAGACGCCGGCAAGUACACCUGCAUUGCGGACAAUGGUCUUGGCAAGACUGGAGAGCAGGAACUCAUCCUGGACAUCCUGUACCCGCCCAUGGUGGUGAUUGAGUCGAAGACCAGGGAGGCUGAGGAGGGCGAUACAGUGACCAUUCGAUGCAAUGUCACAGCGAAUCCAGCUCCGGUGACCAUCGAGUGGCUCAAGGAGAAUACCCCUGAUUUCCGGUACAAUGGCGAUGUCCUGACUCUGAACUCCGUGAGAGCCGAUCAUGCCGGGAACUAUAUCUGCCGAGCUGUAAAUAUAAUGCAGAGUCAGGGAAUGGAGCGCAGUGAGCGAGUGGGCAACUCCACGGUGGCCCUGCUAGUUCGCCACCGACCAGGACAGGCCUACAUCACACCCAACAAGCCAGUGGUCCAUGUGGGCAAUGGUGUCACCCUGACCUGCUCGGCCAAUCCCCCAGGAUGGCCGGUUCCUCAGUACAGAUGGUUCAGGGACAUGGAUGGAGAGUUCUCCAGCACGCAGAAGAUUCUCGCCCAGGGUCCCCAGUACUCCAUACCCAAGGCCCACCUGGGCAACGAGGGCAAGUACCAUUGUCAUGCUGUCAACGAGCUGGGAAUCGGAAUGAUGGCCACCAUUUCCCUGGAGAUCCAUCAGCCACCGCAGUUCCUGGCCAAACUGCAGCAGCACAUGACCAGAAGAGUAGCCGACACGGAUUACACGGUGACCUGCAGUGCCAAGGGUAAACCGGCACCCAGUGUGAAGUGGCUCAAGGAUGCCGUGGAAAUCCUGCCCGAGGAGAACCUCUACGAGGUGCAGACCAACCCCGACCAGGGUCUCAACGGCAUGGUCACUGUGCAGAGUCAGCUCAAGUUCCGCGGAAAGGCCAGGCCAAAUGGAAAUGCUCUGGUUCCUGGAGAUCGUGGUCUGUACACCUGUUUGUACCAGAACGAGGUCAACUCGGCCAACUCUUCCAUGCAGCUGAGGAUCGAGCAUGAGCCCAUAGUCCUGCACCAGUACAACAAGGUGGCCUUUGACAUCAGGGAGACGGCCGAGGUGGUCUGCAAAGUUCAGGCCUAUCCCAAGCCCGAGUUCCAAUGGCAGUUUGGCAACAAUCCCUCGCCCCUGACCAUGUCGUCGGACGGGCACUACGAGAUUAGCACCACCACAGACAACAAUGACAUCUACACCUCCGUGCUGAAGAUCAACUCGCUGACCCACUCGGACUAUGGAGAGUACACCUGCCGGGUGGCCAACACCUUGGACACCAUUCGAGCUCCGAUCAGGCUGCAGCAGAAGGGUCCGCCGGAGAAGCCCACCAACCUGAGGGCCACCGAGGUGGGUCACAACUACGUGUCCCUGAGCUGGGAUCCCGGAUUCGAUGGUGGUCUGAGCAAGACCAAGUUCUUUGUGAGCUAUCGCCCAGUGGCCAUGCCGAGGGAGGAGCAACUAAUACCGUAUUGCGCCACUGUGGGCAGUUCAAAUUCGGAGUGGACGGAGGUGGAUUGCCAGCGGGACAUUCCCUGCAAGGUCACAUCCCUGGAGCAGCACAAGAGCUAUGCCUUUAAGGUCAAGGCCCUGAACCCGAAGAGCGAUUCCCCCUACUCGAGUGAGAUUAUGGUGACGACAAAGGUCAGCCGGAUUCCACCACCGCUGCAGGUGACCUAUGAGCCGAGCACCCGAACUCUGGGCAUCGAUGUCGGAGCCACCUGUUUGUCCCUGGUGGCCGUUGUGGAGUCGAUGGUGAAUGCCGACAGUGCUAACGCCGCCUGGGAGGUGGUGGCCACCAUGGAUAACCUGCAGCUGUCCGGAAAUGGACCCACGCACAAGGAGAAGGUCAUCGACAGGAUCAUCGGAGCGCGGCGAGUCGGCGGAGGACGUGCCCUGGGCCACACCAUCAGCGAGGACGAGGAUGACAAUGGCCUGAACUCGCUGGCCCUCGAGGAUGACAACAGUCCCACUGUGCGGGUCAAGCUGUGCCUGAGGACCAAUCCAGAGCACUGCGGCGAUUACACGGAUGCGGAAAUUGGCCGACCGUAUAUAGCCGAGGCUAGUGCCCUGGCCACGCCCACUUUGAUUGCUAUAAUCGUGUCCUGCGUGGUCUUCGCCCUCUUUGCCGGCCUUAUCCUGAUGUUCUGUCGCUGCAAGCGGAAUCAAUCCAAGAAGAGCGCCGCCGCCAAGGAUUACGAGAUGGACUCGGUGCGACCGUCGAUUGUGACCGCCCAGCAGAACCAGGCCCCGCCCCCCUACUACCCCGCCUCCGGACUGGACAACAAGGCCCUGGAGCACUCGAUGGAUCUCGCCCUGAGCAUGGAGGAUCAGAAGACCGCCCUGUACGCCACCCAAAAUGGUUACAGCUAUCACCCCGGCAGUGGGGUGGUGGGCGUUGGCCUUGGGGGCGGCGUGGUGGGCGUGGGCGUGGGCGGAAGCGUGGUCAGCGGCAUGGGCGGCGGUAUGGUGGGCGUGGGCGGAAUCGGAGGCAGUGGCGUCGGAGUCAAUGGAAUGCCUGGUCUCAAUGCACACACGAUGCCCGGAAAUGAAUGGGUCAACAUGGGCUACAUGGAGAACAACUAUUCGAACUCGAACAACGGCGGCAGUGUCAACUCGCAGGACUCCUUGUGGCAGGUGAAGAUGUCGGCGGCGGCGGUGGGCAACCAGCAGGGAUUGGUCCAGGCCCCCCUCAACCAGUACGUGGAGCAGCAGCCCGCCUAUGGCUACGACCCCUUGACCCACGGGGGCUACGGGGCGGUGGACGACUACGCCCCCUACCCGCACCUCACGGCCACGCCCAGCCAGGUGGGCGACGAGUACCACAACUUGCGCAACAGCCAGAAUCCGUCCCGGCAGGACUACUGCAGCGAUCCCUACGCAUCCGUGCAGAAGCCCAAGAAGCGAGUCGAUCAGCAUUUAGAUUCACCAUAUCACGACGUAAGCGGCCUGCCCAAUCCCUACAACAUGGAGCACUUGGAACAGGACGAGGUCCUUCCCCCGCAUCAGCACAUGUCCUUGAGCUACGACGACAGCUUCGAGGGCGAGUAUUCGACAACGCCGAAUGCCAGAAAUCGUCGCGUCAUACGCGAGAUUAUUGUCUAGGAAAAAUAUAGUUCGAGAAUCGGUAAAUCGGAAAAUCAGCACCCAAAAUAUUCUCCACAUACACACACCCACACACACGCUAAAUUCCAUGAUCAUCCAUUUUUACAUUAUCAUUUUCAACUGCCAGCAGCAGAUCUUUUGAAAAGUGGCCAUUUUGAAUACUUUUUUUAAUAUAUUACUUCGAUGUAAGCUUAGUUUUUGAGGGAUACGACGAACGUGUGUUGAGUUUUAUUGGCAACGAAACAUAUACCAUAUACCAUAUACCCUAGGAUUAGAGUUCCGAUCUAUCAUUGCUCUAGUUCAGCACUUUGUUGAAACAACACGACAACACUGAGAGAAAUACCCACACACACGGAUUAAAACCAUCACUGGACAAGCACUAAAUGUUACGAUUUACCAGGUAGCAUAAGGCUAAGUAGUAGUUAAUAUUAAUGGUCAUCUAGGUCCCAGUUGCAACAAACGAACUCUAAACUAUAAGGCGGAAUUUCGGAGGGCAGGCGAUCGAAAAAUCGAUAACAAAAUCUCACUUUUCACCUAGGCUUAGGCUAAUUAACUCGUAAGUGAUUCUUGUUGGUUCUGUGCGAAAUUCGCGAGCACAGAUCCACGAAAAGUAAAAAGUAUAUACAUAAACAGUACGACCUGCCACAAAAAACAAGAAAAAUAUAUAAAAAAAAAUCGAAACAAAAGGAAACAAAACUUACCUUAAAUUAAUUUUAAAUUUUUAAAUAACUCUGAGAAAAACGAGAAACGUUGCUUUAAGUAAGUUAUAUGAUACAAAAAUAAAACUAAAAUACAGAGAACUUUAACAAAUUAUUGAAAAUAAUUGAAAAAGAUUAAGAUAAACGUAAAAUACAAAAAAAAUAGGACUCAACUCUCCAUUCUGAAAACUUUAAUUUAAUUUACAAAAUUUACCAACUAACGAAACUAUAUGUUUUCCAUUUGUUCAAGCUUUGUGUUGAAAUUCAAAAUUUUAAUUGUAGUUAUCGUUAAGCCAACUAGAAAACGAUCGAUUAAGUUAUGUUAACCACGCAGACCUAUUGAGUUAAAUAUAAAUGUUUUGUUUGUGUGCAUUACGUUGUGUUUUUAACCCCUUAUCAUGUGUUUUUGCAACUUUUUGACAAUGGCACAGACACAACUCGAGAAGUUCGAGAGGAAAACAUUUUUGUAGCUAAGGUUUAAAUGUAAAUACAUGUGUAAUUGUAUAUAUUUACUUGACUUGCAAAGUAAAUAAGCAGCAGCGGCAACUUAAAUUAAAUUGUAGUUAAUUUUAAACAAUUUCGAAAUGAAUUUAAUUAGUAAGCAAGUGUUUAAGAGCAAAUGCCACAAAAUAAAGCGGAUAAAACGAAUUAAGAAACCUUAAGCAAACAAGCAAAUCUCGUCGAAUGAACAAAAAAUAUAUAAGCAAGGCGGGAAAAAACGAGAAACUUUAUUAUAUAAAUUAUACAAUCUAAAACCAGAUAAGCGGAUAUACAUUAUAUAUAUAUACAUAUACACGUACAUAUACAUCUACUUAUUAUUUGUAAAUAAGUAAAGCAUAAUUUCUCAUUUGACAACCCCAGGCGAACCGGAACCCAUUAAAAAUAUAUUUCCAAACACUACAAAAAGCGGAACAAAAAUCAAAGCAGAUUUUUUAUUUAGCAAAAGUAUUUAUACAAAUAUAUAUAUAUUUUGCAAUUUGACUGACAGCAGUGGCAGUGGCACACAAAAACACGAGCGAUAAAAACAUGAACGAAAAAGUAGAGACAGAAUCUGAGGCCCUCGGGCUGUUCAAACAAUAAAACACUUUGUUAACUA
This is a messenger RNA of Drosophila suzukii, 6240 nucleotides long. It is a transcript of the gene ed, whose product is annotated as hemicentin protein echinoid. Gene Ontology annotation, molecular function: cell adhesion molecule binding. Gene Ontology annotation, cellular component: cell-cell junction; plasma membrane. Gene Ontology annotation, biological process: cell-cell adhesion. Lineage: Eukaryota; Metazoa; Arthropoda; Insecta; Diptera; Drosophilidae. The record is from RefSeq and is a predicted model, not a curated record.